GCGAUGAGGUAUUUCGUUUUUGCAUCCCGUUUCCCGCUCCGGUUGCCGCAUCUUGACAUCAUUCCUCCCUCGCUACAAGGAAAACACAUAAAAAGGAUGCAUCUUCUGCUCUUCCCCAACCCAUUAAUUCUCAACACACUCAAACACAAACACAACAGUUUACACAACUACCACCAACCGAUACCAAACAAACUCAUCUACAAUGCAAAGUGCCAAUCAAAACGUGCAAAACCGUUACCUCGAUGCCUCUGGAAAACUUAAGGAGGCAACGCACAUUGCUCGGGAAGCCGCCGCAGAAACCGGAAAGCCCGUCCAUGUCAUCGCCACGCCCGUAGUUCCUCAAGGAGCUGCAAUCUACAAUGAUACGGUACCGCUGCAUGCCGUUCCUCCAAGCGCAGUUCCUUCUCAUCGCCGAGAUGUGGCAGACGGUGCCGCAACCAACGAUACAGCAGCACAGGCAGAAGAAGCGUACUUGCGAGCAAAGCGAUCUGUUAAUAAUCUAACUAGCAAUGCGGAUAAGAAGGCUUCCGAAUCUUACAAUGCGGCAAAGGCUGCUGGAAAUGAAGUUGUCGAUCAAACAAAGUCCUACGCGGAUGUAGCCCAACGAAAGGCCGGAGAGACGUACGAUGUCGCAAAGGACAAGGCCGCAGACACGUACGAUGCAGCAAAAGAUACCGCGAACAAGGCAUACGACACCGCUGCUGACACCGCAAACAAAACAGCAGAAGCUACAAAAUCUUACGCAAACGCAGCGCAACGGAAAGCCGGAGAAACAUACGACGUGGCAAAAGACACAGCAAACAAGGCAUACGACACCGCGGCUGAAACGGCGAACCAGACUGCAAACGUUGCCAAAUCGUACGGAAACGCUGCACAACAAAAGGCCCGAGAAACUUACGAUGUGGCAAAGGACAAGGCCGCAGAAACCUAUGAUGUCACAAAAGAAACAGCAAACAAAGCCUAUGAGACUGUCGCUGACACCGCGGCUCAAACUGCCGAUGUCGCCAAGUCCUAUGCAAACGCGGCUCAACAGAAGGCAGCGGAGACAUACGACAUUGCAAAGAAUAAGGCAACUGAAACUUACGAGACUGGACGAGACAUUGCUAGCCAAGCGUCUGCGAAGGCGCAGGAAACCACCGCCAACGCCAUCGGAUCUGCGCAACAGAUCGGGGAGAGAGCGUACGAAGCUGCAAAAGACACGACGAUCAACACUGCCAAUGUCGUUUCAGCAAAGACUGGCCAAGCAUACGAGGCUGCAAAGAACACAGCUGCCACAACUGCAAACGUAGCUCAGGAGAAGGCAGGUCAGGUUUAUGAAGGCGCAAGGAGCACGGCUGCGAACAUCUCCCGCGAGGUUGGCGAGGGCGAAAAGAAGGGUUACAAUGCAGCUGCCAACGUCCUCGGACAGGCCGCAACCAUAGUAGAAAACGUUGUCGCUGCUGGGCGUGACAAGGCAAUCGAUGCAAAGGAUACCGCUGUAAGCGUUGGCGAGAACGCCGAGACGCUUGCCCGAGAAUCGAUUACCCUUGCAACUGACAAGGCUUCUCAAGCGUACAAUGCAACUCGCGACACUGUCGCCUCAACCCUUCACGCUGUAGAGGAAAAGGUGGUUAAUGUUGCAUCUACGGCAUACAACACAGCAGCGUCUAUUGUUACUACGGUUGAACACUCUCUAGAAACUGUUGCUCACACUGUUGUGGACACAGCCGCUGUCGCCGUCGGCACAGUGAAGGGGGUGGCAAGCCAAGCUGUCGGUUACACACAAGUGAAGGCCAGCGAAGGCGCUCAAUACGUAGCUGAGAAAACAAGCGACGCCGCGCAGGCCGUUCAAGAGAAGGCGGCUGACAUCGCUGUGGAAGAACAAGUCAAUCGGGCAGCCAAGCAAGCCGAAAAGUCUAUUGAUUCUCAGCGCACUCCUGCAGCCAAAGUGGAAACUGUCGCGGUCAUAGAACCGGUGCCCGUUGUGGAACCUGUCGUCGUCGAGAAAGUCGCGGUGAUUCCACAGUAAAGUAUGACAGUGGAAAGGUGCAGAUUAGCAUAAGCAUAGAUUGAGUGAUUUCGGCUUUUUAUAUUCGCUGUACAUGUUACAUGGGAGAUCGGUGGGAAAAUGUAUUAUAAUGUCUCAAAUAAAUGGUGUAAAUGUCAAUCAUUGAAGGGUAAAGCUUUC
Messenger RNA from Spizellomyces punctatus DAOM BR117, 2167 nucleotides. RefSeq lists its product as uncharacterized. The coding region runs from base 203 to 2008 and encodes 601 amino acids. NCBI's taxonomy places the organism in Eukaryota, Fungi, Chytridiomycota, Chytridiomycetes, Spizellomycetales, Spizellomycetaceae. The transcript has 2 exons. The record is from RefSeq and is a predicted model, not a curated record.